Drosophila arizonae is the source of this 1870-nucleotide messenger RNA. RefSeq names its product glutathione S-transferase C-terminal domain-containing protein homolog. Gene Ontology annotation, cellular component: cytoplasm. NCBI's taxonomy places the organism in Eukaryota, Metazoa, Arthropoda, Insecta, Diptera, Drosophilidae. The record is from RefSeq and is a predicted model, not a curated record.
UUUUAUUUGUUGGUUUUGAGUUUGGACUGAUUUUUUGUUUUAAUUUCAUACUCCUUAGUUAAAUGAUUGGUUUAAUUAAUUAAACUAUGGAUCAACUGUAUGUGGAGAUUGAGUUAAGCACCCAGAAUGCGGAAACAACGAUUUAUACCAGCGUGCCUUCGUUCCUAGCGCUCUACACAUAUCGCUACCUCAAGGAGCCCCGAAAUAUUAAAGUUAACUUUGUCGCAAGUAAAAUCGGUGCUGGUAAAAUUGCUUUACGCAGCUCCCAGCUGAGACGCGAACUGACCGAUGAGCAUAUCACGUGUCGCGAUGCCGCCACGCUACCCGCCCUCCGGGAUCUGCGUCUGCCCAUCUAUGAGCGGGAUGGGAAUAUCUAUAUUGCAGGCACCUGUGCCGUUUGCCGAGAGAUCGUAGCACGCCAACCCAACAAGCAUAUGCGUCAACUAUUGGGAUUCAAGGGUAGCUGCCUUCUGGCACCAGCGGAGGCCUCCAUAUGGACGCGUUUCUGUGAGGUAGAUGUGGUUAAUCUGGUCAGCCAGUUGCAAAGCGGGGAGCUCCAGUUGCGUGAGGUGCCUGUCGAAGUGGUGCGUUUUGAGCAGCACAUGAAUCAGCCGGUGCGCAUGCAUAACAUCUAUAAAUUGGCCAGAGAGCAGGCGAAUCUAACAGAGAACGGUACCCCACUGAAACGUAAGGAGCGUGUGCUUAUCGAAUGCAGCAUACCGAAGGAACAGCUCCUAAUCGAACAUCGUUUUGCCGAGGGUAUUAGCUUUACCAUUGCUGAUCUGAUACUCUAUCCACUGCUGCGUCUAGUCUUCCAACAUUGCGCACAGAUGUUGCCGCAUUUUCCACUGAUCAGCACUUGGUUCAGCGAGAUUGAGAGCUUCGACUCAAAUUGUGCUCGCAUCCUACACGAGCUGUAUGUGCCUAUUCUUGUGGCUCCAGCGGAACAUACACAGUUACUUAGCAUACCCGAUUGUGAGGAGACGAGCCUCUAUAAGGCUGAUCCGAAGCGUUAUCGUCCACGAAAUCGCAUUUAUACCAGUCAGUCCGAAGUAGAGGCAGCAUUGUCCAAGCUGUCACCACUACAGCUGCAGUUCACUGUCGACUCGGAGCCUUCGUUUGGGGAACAGCUCAUCGACUGGCAGUGCAUUGAGCCGACGCAUGCCAAGAGUUCAGCUUUGCCGGCGGAGCGUUUGGAGCGUAAGCGUCAACAACUCGAAAACAUGGCCAAUGCGGUUGUCUCGCUGGCCCAGCCUGGCGAUCGUAUCGUCGACUUCUGCAGCGGCACUGGCCACUUGGCCAUACUGCUCGCUCUAAAGCUGCCCCAGUGCAUCAUCAUUGUACUGGAGAACAAGACAUUUUCGCUGGCGCACGCCCAGAAGCGUGCAACCGAACUGAAACUGAGCAACUGUGUCUUCUAUCAGUGCAAUAUUGAUUAUUUCAUGGGUCGCUUCGAUAUAGGCGCCUCGCUGCAUGCCUGCGGCACAGCCACGGACAUUGUGCUGCAGCAGUGCCAGCGCGUGAAUGCGGGCUUCGUUUGCUGUCCCUGCUGCUACGGUUCACUGCAGCCAAUGCCACACAUCACUUAUCCACUGAGCGCCCGCUUCAAAGAGGUGCUCAAUAUGAAGGACUAUUUGUAUAUAGCGCAUACGGCGGAUCAGGCACACGUGCUGGGCACUAGCAACUGCAAGCCGGAGACAACGCUACAGGGCAUGCAUUGCAUGUGCAUCAUUGACACGGAUCGCAAGCUGCAGGCCGAGGAGGCCGGCUACCAAGUGAUACUCACACGUCUCAAGCCGGAGCAGUGCACGCCAAAGAAUCAUUUGCUAGUCGGACGUUAUGUACGCAAAUAGAGAGAUCCCAAAAUAUA